AUAUCAUGAGGUCCCGGAGCUUUGCCUUAGCACGUGUGCUGCUCUGUUUUUUUUUUAAGUGUGGCAUAUAGCUGCCGAGGCGGAUGAGUAUGAUGGCGGAGCUGGUUCAGGGACAGGCCUCGGUGGCUCAGCCCGGAACGAAAGAUGACUUCACAGACACGAUACGCCGGGUCCGACAGAUGGCAGCCAAGAUGGGAGGAGACCAGAUGCCCAACAUGAACAGUUCCCCUCCAGUCAUAGACGCCUCUCUCUAUGGCUUUGGAGGCCAAAAACGUUCACUCGACAGUGGAGUAGGGAACCACCUUGGUGCCAUGGUACAUCAAAGGGCUCUCACAACAGAAGACUUCAAAGUGCCUGACAAGAUGGUGGGAUUCAUCAUUGGAAAAGGAGGAGAGCAGAUCUCGAGAAUUCAACUGGAAUCGGGCUGUAAGAUCCAAAUUGCUUCAGAGAGUGGAGGCAUGUUGGACAGACCCUGCACGCUGACUGGGACCCCAGAGAACAUUGAGCAGGCCAAGAGGCUGCUGAGUGAGAUUGUGGAGCAGUGUCGGUAUGGUCCAGGCUUCCACAGUGACAUGGACGGCAACAGUUCCAUCCAACAGAUCCUUAUCCCCGCCAAUAAAGUUGGCUUGGUCAUCGGCAAAGGAGGAGAAACCAUCAAACUACUGCAGGAGAGAACAGGAGUGCAGAUGCUAAUGAUUCAAGAUGACCCCAUGCCCACUGGAGCGGACAAGCCCCUGAGAAUCACUGGGGAUCCCCACAAAGUGCAGCAAGCCCGUGAACUUGUGGUGAAGCUGAUCAAGGACCAAGGAGACUUCAGGGCUGGCAGGGCAGACUUUGGAUCUAAAAUGGGAAGCAGUCUGGAUGUGGCUGUGCCCAGAUUUGCUGUUGGCAUCAUCAUCGGUAGGAACGGAGAGAUGAUCAAGAAGAUUCAGAAUGAUGCCGGGGUCAGGAUCCAGUUCAGGCAAGAUGAUGGAGUCAGUCUUGACAGAGUUGCUCAGGUGAUGGGCCAGCCCGACCACUGCCACCAUGCAGUCCACCUCAUCAAUGAACUGGUUCAGACAGCUCAGGAGCGAGAUGGAUUUGGGGGUGUAAUGGGACGUCGAGGGCGAGGUGACUGUAACAUGGGAGGGCCUGGAGGACUGCAGGAGGUGACGUAUGCAGUACCUGCAGACAAGUGUGGCCUAGUCAUUGGCAAAGGUGGAGAAACCAUCAAGAGCAUCAAAGAGCAGUCUCGUGCCCAUGUGGAGCUACAGAGAAACCCACCGCCCAACACCGACCCCAAUGUGCGCAUCUUCUCCAUCCGAGGCACCCCUCAGCAGUUGGAAAAGGCCCGCCAGCUGAUCGAUGAGAGAAUUGGGGGCCCAGCAAUGGCAGGCGACAGCAGCUUCGGUGUGAAUCCCUACAACCAAGGACCAGCCACUCCUCCUCAGCCCGGGGCUCAGACGUUCAUGACUGGAGGAUGGGGUACAACCUUUCAGAUAUGGCAGCCUCAAGGCCAGCAGGGCCACAGUCACAAUGGAUCCCAGACGGGCCAGAUGGACUGGGAGCAGUAUUAUAAAAAACUAGGUCAGCAAAACCAAGCUCAAAGUACUGCCCCUGAAUACAACAAAGCUUGGGGCCAAACAGCCGGCCCUGGAUCUCAGCAGACCUCUAAUCCUGAUUACAGCGCCUGGGUUGACUUCUACAGACAGCCAAUGGCCUACUUCAACCAGGGUGCACAGCAGACACAAGCUCCCGGCCUUCAGGAUCAUUAGAGAAGACGCCCAGCUUAGACUUGAAUCAGUGUGAGGAUGAAACAACCCUUUUUUAACAGACAGGGUUCUAGAUUUGCAAUGCCUUGAAAACUUUUUUUCUUAGAAACACUAGCUGUAGAAUGACUUGUGUGAUAAAGUAAUAUUUCUAAAAUCAGGAACAUUUAUUUGUUACUAAAUGCUUAUGUACACUGUUAUUUUGGAUAGACAGUAUCUGGGAUCCCUUUUUGGACUUGAGAGAGCUGCUUUGCUUUUCUAUACUUUCCUGUCUUUGACUCCGAUUGUGCCGCCAAAAUGAACCCAAGGUGUUGUAACAUUUCAAAAGGCAAUAUCUUUUUUUUUUUUUUUCUAGUUGUUGAAAUGAAACAUGAUUACGUGCUUAGCAGUCUUGAAUAGCAUUCUAUGUUCUAAGAUGUUUAAAGUGUGUUAAAAUGUUAUCCUUUUACAUAAUUCAGUGAAAUGAAACUGUGAUGUUUUGUUACAGGAAAUGUAUUUUUGUUACAAGGUAUAUGGAAAAAAAAAAAGGAUUGUCAGCCAGUGGCAAUAGUUCUAAUUUAAUUCCUGUUGUGCUUUGUAUGCUCUUUUUCAUUGUCAUUUUAUUGUACUCUGGUUUAAAAGAAGGUGCAAUAUCUUAUUUCAUUUUUGAAACAAAGAUGGGUUCUCUAAUAUUUUGACAGACUUUUAACUUGUAGUUUUAAGAUGUUCUCUUUUUUUUUUUUUUUCCAAAUGAAAAUGUCACGGAUAAUUUAUUACAUUGAUCUAAUGAAAGAAUUUAGGGGGAUGUUGCAAAUAGCUUUUUUGCCUUUACUACCUUGUAAAACUGUGUAUAUAUGGUCUCGUAUUUGACUGUUAAUUUAAAAGUAUAUAUUUCAUAAUUUGUUUUUUUUUUUUUUCCUGUGAUCAUUGUUGCAGGAGAAUUGUCCCUCUUCUUCUGUUCGGUUUUCAUACUGAAAAUGUUCAGAGAUUUGUGAAUGUGUGAUUUGAAAUUCGAUGUUGCAUCUCGUUAUGAAGAAAAAUAGGUGGUCUGUUUGUGUAUGUUCUGUAUCUGGACUAUUCAAGACUGCUAAGCCUCUACUUCUACCUGUGUAGUAAUUAAUGUAGUAUUUUUUUUAUGUUUUAAGUAUUAUGAUCAAAAGCUUAUUUGGUACCUCCCCAGUUCACCAGCGCCCCACCAGGUCCUGGCUGUGGGCUCAGUCCAAUGCUAACUUUUUAAUUUUUUUUAUUUCUCUGUGAUCCAAUAUAAUCGAUAUAAAUGAUGCAUUAUUACUGAGAAUUAUUCUGGUAUUAAUAUCACUUCUUAAUGAAAAGGGAUCAUUUCAAGAUGUCUAAUUAUGGUGUGUUUAUUGUUUUUUCCCUAAUGUGUACAGUUAACCAUGUAUUAAAAACACCCAGACUACC
Molecule: messenger RNA, 3149 nt
Organism: Monopterus albus (swamp eel)
Lineage: Eukaryota; Metazoa; Chordata; Actinopteri; Synbranchiformes; Synbranchidae
Gene: fubp3
Product: far upstream element (FUSE) binding protein 3
Exons: 19
Coding region: 84-1754 (556 amino acids)
Molecular function (GO): RNA binding
Source: RefSeq, a predicted model, not a curated record